UCUCCACCCGCCCUUGCUCCCGCCCGGCAGCGCCGAGGGCCAGGGGAAAUGGCAGCCGCGCCGCCCCCCGCGCUCCCGGGCCCGCUGCUACCGCCGGCCCCGGGCGCCGCCGCCCCCGAGGGCUGCCCCCUCGGCCCCGCCGGGCUGGGAGACCGCCGCGCCGCCGGCGGGGCCGCGGGAGCCGCGGCGAGGUGCGAGGCCUGCGGCAAGGCCUCGUGCCCGGCACCGGCGGCGACACCCCCCCCCCAGCCCUGCCCCCGCGGGGUGCCGGGGGCGAGGAGGGGCCGUGGGAGAGCCCCGGCUGCCCCGCUCGGCCAGGCCCGGCCCGCCGGCCCCGGGGGAGCGGGCCGGGGUGCCCAGCGGGACAAGAGGAGCCCCAAAGCUGCCUCACCGGCAGUCAGGGGCUGUGCCUUACGGGCGUCUGCCGGCAGCUGCUUUACAAACGUUGCUCGGUGUCGUUUGGCGCUGAGCUGUUGUCCUCCAAAGUCCGUUCGUGGUCACCGCGUUCGGAAAGAAGAGCUGGCGGCUGGCGCUUCAGCGGAGGAGCGGUGGUCGGGACGAGGAGCGCGGCCGGCCUGCUGCUCCCUUGUCCCCGUCCCUGCGCAGCGUUGGCCAACAGCUGCCGCCACCUUGCUGGGAUGCGCUUCCAGCAGCGGAGCACGCGGGGGCCCUAGAAAAGAUGCGGCUGGUCGUGUCGCGGCCCAAAGGCCACCAGUGACUGGAGGUGCCUCAGUGGGAUUUAAGACCUCGACGUGGCUCACCUUCCCUGGGAUUUCACAGACGAUGGCUCACUGUUUAGCAAAUCAUUCUUCUACUGAAACCACAAUUAACACUCUCAUCGGAUUCAGCAGGAGCAGUGUUAGGCCCAGACGGUUACAUCUUGCAUCUAAUAUUCAUAAAUAUACAUUAAUUGAAUAUGACAUUAAAUCUUCUCUAGCAAUUAGCCCUCCUUAUUGAUUGGUUCAAUGGUUAUUAUACAAGUCAAUUCUCUUCCUGUAUCUGGAGUGCUUCAAGUAUGUUUAAACGUGAAUGGCCGCCUUACUGAAGUACAUAGCAAUCAAUGGGUCACAAAAUCUGAACCUUGUGCGGUCUCAGUUUGUUUUUCUGAAGAGGAUAAAUUUAAAAAUCUAUUUUCUGAUCUUCUCUCAGUGAAUUUUACUGUUGUUUUCACCACCUUAUUUCCUGCUAUAGAUGGUAGGGGUUUUUCUGGCACAAAAGGCACAAACUACAAGCAAAAAAUAAAGCCAUGCUGUCAUGUAUCUACUUC
Molecule: messenger RNA, 1267 nt
Organism: Aquila chrysaetos chrysaetos
Lineage: Eukaryota; Metazoa; Chordata; Aves; Accipitriformes; Accipitridae
Product: collagen alpha-2(I) chain-like
Exons: 2
Coding region: 49-957 (302 amino acids)
Source: RefSeq, a predicted model, not a curated record